CCCCUGCCUUCCAAAUGCCGCAAUCCGCCUCUCUCUCUCUUAACCGACCUCCAAAUUCUGUUUCAAGUUUCUCUCGGUUUUCCCGGGAACCGGAAUUCUCGUUCUCCGGCGGUCUCUCAGUUCACCCCGUUUCCGAACGUUCAAUCCGACGGUCGAGAUCGGAGGGGCGGGAUGAAUCAGACGGGAGCUGCGAGCUCAGGAAGCAACGGCACCGUUGAUUCCGUCGCGCCCAGGCGGAAUACGAAGAGGCCGAAGUAUUCCAGAUUUACUCAGCAAGAACUUCCUGCUUGCAAGCCUAUCUUGACACCAGGAUGGGUUAUUACAGCAUUUACAUUUAUUGGUGCUAUCUUUGUCCCAAUUGGAGUUGCUUCCCUAAAUGCAUCUCAUGGGGUGGUGGAAAUUGUCUAUGGUUAUGAAACUAAUUGCAUACCUACAAAUUGGAAAGGCAGGGAGCUUGCUUUUAUCCAAAGUGAUAAUGAUAAAACUUGCAAUAUGUCUCUAAUUGUAGAAAAGGACAUGAAAGCGCCUAUAUAUGUUUACUACCAGUUGGAUAACUUUUACCAGAACCAUCGAAGGUAUGUCAAAAGCAGAAGCGACAAACAGUUGAUGAGCAAGAAGUACGAAAAUGAUGUUACAAACUGUGAACCUGAACGUGUAGGUAGAAAUGGUCAUCCUAUUGUUCCAUGCGGUCUCAUAGCCUGGAGUUUGUUCAAUGACACGUAUGGAUUUUCAAUCAAGAGUAAGGCACUGGAAGUCAACAAAAAGGAUAUCGCUUGGAAGAGCGAUCGUGACUAUAAAUUUGGGAGUGAUGUCUACCCUAAGAAUUUCCAAAAUGGAAGCCUUAUUGGAGGUGGAAAACUUAAUGAAAGCAUACCUCUAAGCCAGCAGGAGGAUCUUAUUGUUUGGAUGCGAACAGCUGCACUCCCAACAUUCAGGAAGUUGUAUGGAAAGAUAAAUGUGGACCUUCCAGCCAAUGAGAAAAUUGAUGUAGUAAUAGAAAAUAACUAUAACACAUACAGUUUUGGUGGCAAGAAGAAGCUAGUUCUUUCAACAACGAGUUGGCUUGGUGGAAGGAAUGAUUUCCUUGGUAUAGCAUAUCUCUCUGUUGGUGGAUUGAGCUUCUUUUUGGCAAUGGUCUUGGUUGUAGUAUUCCUUGUCUAUCGAAGGCCUCUUGGAGAUCCAAAAUAUUUAUCUUGGAAUAAAGAUGCUGCAGGACACUGAUGUAAGACCGCAGACAAGUUUCUCAGCAUUCAACCUUUGCACCACGUUCACAAACAUGAAAGCUGUUUAGUGAACUGCUAUAUAAUGAUUUAUACAACUUCAAGUGCUUCAAGAUUUAAUUUUUAUGUAAACAGUGAUACACAUGUAAAACAAAUGUCUUUCUUUUAUAUAUAUAAAAUAUGUAUUUUUUGUUAA
Nymphaea colorata (pocket water lily) is the source of this 1416-nucleotide messenger RNA. Its product is annotated as ALA-interacting subunit 3-like. Lineage: Eukaryota; Viridiplantae; Streptophyta; Magnoliopsida; Nymphaeales; Nymphaeaceae. The transcript is spliced from 8 exons. Bases 172 to 1221 code for a protein of 349 amino acids. The record is from RefSeq and is a predicted model, not a curated record. Gene Ontology annotation, cellular component: endoplasmic reticulum; plasma membrane; Golgi apparatus.